AUGUCAUGCACCAACGAUCAGUCUUCCGUGGCCGCGUCGCCAAAGUCCUAUUCGCACACGUCCAGAUCCAAAACCCCCGAACCAACUGCGACCUCGUUGGUCAACCCUUCCUCGUCCCUUUUACAGGACCUGUUGAAAGAACAACGUGCAUCCCGAGGGUCACGGGGUAAUGUAGUGAAGAGCUUGGACGAUUGCACCCCCCAAACACCGACGCGCUCCCGCUCGCAUUCUCACUCGCAAUCCCAGUCGCAAGAAGAAAUGGGUUCCGAGAGACAGCGCAAGAUUAACAGCGCCCUAUCAGCCGGUCUAAAGCAGCCUCGAGAAAUGGGAAUUCGGGAAAUGGACCAUUAUGUGUCGAAGAUCAACAAGCAAAACUUCGACCUGAAGCUGGAGAUCUUCCACCGAGCGCAGCAAAUGAUAGUACUGGAGAAGAAACUCGUGCAGAUGCACAAAAUGGAAGAGGAGCUUCGACGUAUGCGGCAGCUGGAAGAUGAACUACAGGAGCUUCGGAACACCGAGGAGGACAAUCAACGGCUACGCGAAUCCAACGAACAACUACGGCACGAGAUUGAUAAACGCGACCAGGCAGUGACGGAAGCAGUGGAUUUAAUCUGCCGGCUGGAAGCAAGAGUGGAAGAGUUGGAGGCAGGUGAAGAAGAUUUAUCUCGCCCGUCUACUGCUCGCCCUCCCAGCGAUGGCCCCGAUCUGGCAACCCCCAAGAAUAGGUCUACCGUCAACUUCCCGGAGAGAACAUCCCCCAAACAAGGCCCUACUUCUAGCGAGUAUCAUCGUACGUCAUCUGAAUCCCGUCACCUCAUCCGCGCACCGUCGUUCCUCCGGGACGAGAAGGAAAGCACUGCCGCUUUGCGGAGCUUGUAUGUCCCGGUGGAUGAUCAGUCGCGAUCUGUGGAAAGUGUGAUGACCAAGUCAGAAAGCCUACAGUCUGUGAAUGAGGCUUCGGAGGUAGAGUCGCCGAGACUCAGCGCUCUUAGUGAGUGCAGCGAAUUGAACCCAUUUACCGACGGAGGAGAUAGAUUCGAUCAGAUAGAGAUUCCCAUUCGACAGAAGGAACUGGCACCAGAGAACGCCAGCCUUUUAUCCACCAGAGAGGAUGACGAAGGGGUUCGCAUUAAUUGCUGGAUCCAACCACUGCCCGAACCCCCCCUGGGAGAAGUCCCGAGGCGGAAGCCCCCGCCGGUGUCUGUGGUCAGGGAAUCCAACAAUAAACCCAGUUUUGACAGCGACUCGUGCUUCAAUAGCUCGAGUCAAAGGACGCCGCUGGACAGUGUCUUUGGCAGCACCAGGCUCCCUCCCACGCCGGACACAAUGAGCACGGCAUACGCGGGAGGCACCAAAGGGACCAGCGUCAGUACGGCUGCAGGCCAGAGUCAGACUGAUCCAGUCCAAACUGUGAAACUGGGGCUUAUCCGACCCCGGUCUGCGGGUGAAUUGACCUCGAGGCAGGCCUCUAGCAACAGCCGACUGAGGAGUAGCAUGGAUUCGAAUCUAAGUGAGGUUACUCUCCCUCGCCCCAGCUUUGAUGAGAAAGACAACACGCCCGUUCUAUUCCCGUUGGACAGCCUCACAUCCCGAACGGGGGCCCUCCAUAGCCAGGAAUCGGUCGUCAAGCCCACAUUCAAGUACUACGGGGGCAACGGCAUGUGCAACCCGGAUGGGCUGGAGAAAGUUUUUUCGAAACUGGACCGGAACCAUUAUUCGCGCGCUCGACAUAGCAAGACGCGCGCAGACUCCCCGGACACGCCGUCGUCGCCGCAAUUGACUCCCCAAGACUGGAUUGAAGCCGCGAAGCCCGGUAAUCUUGCUCGAAAGGAUGCAACGCGUGCACACCAUCCGACGGACCCGAUGCCCGCAGGGUCCCGGCCGGUUGGCGCUCGAGCAGCCAGUCAAUCGUCCUUCCUUGGUCGUCGACAUAGCAUCGACUCUGCCGUUCGGGACGCCGACGAUCCUAUGGUCCCUACGCUCGACCUGCGCUCAUUUGGUCCCAGUGAUCAGCGGGAGCCGGACGCUGAACGUUCUCGCCGGCGGAUCAGCCUUCGACCGCCGUUUUUCGGUCGUUCCGGCACUUCACGACGUCUCCAGCCGUCACCCACGUUUGAGGAGGUAGAUAAAGACGAUGGCGCGCCGUCUCCCGUGGUGCGAAAAACCCGACAGAUAGCCAAUGCCAGGGUGAUGAAGGCCAACACACCGGUGGAGGACAGCCUGCCCGCACCCACUUAUGCCGACCCGGAAGAGACGGUGCCCCGAAACGUGCCUCAUUCAGCGACGGAAUUCACCUUCCACAGCCGACACACGGGCUCCCACGGCAAAGACCAUAAGCGACGGAGCUCCCUGGGACUAUUCGGCUGGGUCAAGGGAGGGGGACUGGGACUUAGUGGGAGGAAAUCGGAGCUGACUGAUUCUGGUCACUCGGGUGGAAAUAGAGCUUCUCGAUUUGGCUAUGAUGGAUCUAUCCCUGAAGCUUCUGUCAAUUUGGCUGGGAUGGACGUCGUAGUGGAAGACUUCGCGUAUGCACCGAAAGGUCAGCGGUUGAAUCAAGAGGAGGGACGACGACGACGACGAAGUCGACGGUGA
This is a messenger RNA of Aspergillus tanneri, 2592 nucleotides long. RefSeq lists its product as uncharacterized. The record is from RefSeq and is a predicted model, not a curated record. Bases 1 to 2592 code for a protein of 863 amino acids. The transcript has 3 exons. Lineage: Eukaryota; Fungi; Ascomycota; Eurotiomycetes; Eurotiales; Aspergillaceae.